This is a messenger RNA of Styela clava, 12522 nucleotides long. RefSeq names its product serine/threonine-protein kinase mTOR-like. Gene Ontology annotation, molecular function: protein binding; protein-containing complex binding; protein serine/threonine kinase activity. Gene Ontology annotation, biological process: TORC1 signaling; negative regulation of macroautophagy. Gene Ontology annotation, cellular component: nucleus; TORC1 complex; TORC2 complex. NCBI's taxonomy places the organism in Eukaryota, Metazoa, Chordata, Ascidiacea, Stolidobranchia, Styelidae. The record is from RefSeq and is a predicted model, not a curated record.
UUAUAUUAGUUUGUGGGUUUUGUUUAAGUCAUUUUGCUUUGUUUGAGAAUGUGAUCAAAUUGGUGGGUUCAAGGAAAUUGUUUUCAUGGAUAUGGUGCAAACUGGAAGAUGUAUGUAUGUUAUCGGUCUAAACCAGAUUGUUGUGAUGCCGGGGAAUUCUGAUAUCAAAGUUGGUUCUUGGAUCAAGUGAAGAAUAUAGGACCUUGUAGAUUGUAACUACCAAAUUGAGAGAGUUUGGUAGAAAGCCAACACAGAAAUAAUGUCUGCCGUGCAACAGUUUGUUCAAGGUCUAAAAAGCAGAAAUGAGGAAACAAGACUCAACACUGCUCUAUCACUUCAGCAUUACAUCAACACUGAAGUACGAGAGUUGGCGAAUGAACAGGCUGCAAAGUUUAUGAAUGAAUUAAAUCAUCAAAUAUUUGAAAUGAUGUCAAGUUCUGAUAACAAUGAAAAGAAAGGAGGAAUACUAGCUAUAGUGAGUCAAAUUGGAGUGGAAGACGGAACCCAUUUUCCACUUUACAGAGCUGCAAAUUAUUUAAGAAAUUUAUUUCCAUCCAGUGAUGUGGUCGUUAUGGAAAUGGCUGCACAAGCACUUGGACGGUUGGCUGCAGCAGGUGGCAACCACAGAACUGAAUAUAUUGAAUUUCAAGUACGUCGAGCUAUCGAAUGGAUUGGGGCACCAAGGAAUGAAGGACGAAGACACAGCGCAGUUCUUAUAUUACGAGAGUUGGCGAUCAAUGCUCCGACAAUUUUUUAUCUCCAGAUUCAACCUUUUUUUGAUGAUAUUUUCAAUGUGGCUCGUGAUCCCAAGCCAUCAAUACGGGAAGGAGCUGUGGCAGCCUUACGCGCAGCAUUACAAUUGACUGUGCAUAGGGAAACGAAAGAUGCUCAGCAAAAGCCUUAUUGGUAUAAACAAACGUUUGAUGAAGCCAUGAAUGGAUUUGAGGAACCUUCACAUAAAGAUAAAAGCAAUAAUUCAAGCAAAGAUGACAGAAUCCAUGCAUCAUUGCUUAUAUUAAAUGAACUUUUGAGAAUUGGGACAAGAACAAGCCAGAUAAUGCUGGAAGAAGCGAUGGACAGAGUCAAUAUAAUUCAAGAUCAACCAAGAAAAUCUGGAAAGUCUGCACUACGAUCAGCUGCAUCUGGUCGUUCAUCAUCCAAUUCUGCUUCAGCUUCAUCGCUUUUGCUCUCAUCUUACAAACCUACCUCAGGGUCACAAAGUGUUAUAAGACUCGCAGAUGCUGCUGGAACUUACUGUGCUGUUAGAUCACUGGGCAAUCUGCUUUCUUCUAGUGCCAGUAAAAUUGGAAUAUCAGAUUCUCAAAAUAUUAUGGAGAGUCUUCAUUGCAUUCAACAAGUUCAAGAUCACUACAUCAAAAUUUGCAGCGAGGUAUUGGCUUGUAGGACAUCUCGCAAUCAACUUGUUCAACAAUCGUUGUUAUCACUCUUACCUCGACUUGCUGCUUCUAAUCCAGAAAGUUUCUCUGGACAUUUUCUCGAUGACGCUAUGGCAUUUGUGCUCUCUUGCUUGAAGAAAGAUCGUGACAGAUCAUCAGGAUUUUAUGCAGUUGGAUUAAUCGGACUCUCUGUAAAAAAGAAUAUUGCUGUUUAUAUGUCAAAGAUUCUGGAAUAUAUAAAAACUUGUCUUCCAAACAAAGAUAUACCUGCAAAGAAGCAGAGAAAUUUCGUUCUUGAACCUGCAGUGUUCAGUUGUAUAUCAAUGCUUGCAGAGGCUGAUCCCGACUCCAUCACAUCUCAUAUUGAACAACAUUUACUUCAACCUAUGCUCACAGUUGGACUCAACUCUGCUCUCAUGGUUGCUCUGCACGAUCUCAGUACAAAGAUACCAAUAUUGAAAAAAAGAAUUCGUGAGGGAGUGAUCAAUAUAUUGUCAUUAGUUUUGUUGAAUCAACCAGGAAAGCUACCUAAUGGAAAAGAAAUGAACUCGACAUCGAUAGUUUUGCCGAAUACUGUUGAUCCAACAGAUUCAUCUAAUCUUGUGCUUGCUCUUCGUACCCUGGCAAUGUUCCGCUUCAGUGAUUUAAGCAAUAAUCAAAACAUUUGGGAAAGAACGCCUUCACAUCUGAUCAUGCAAUUUGCGAAAGAAUGUUCAUCUUCAAAAUUUCUGCGCCAUGAUGAUAUUGAAGUCAGAACAGAAGCUGUUAUCACCACGACAACUUUGUUACGGCCAUAUAUACCACCACAUGUUACUACAGCUAAUAACAUCAGGCUUUAUCCCAACCUACUGCCUGGAAUAGCAAAAGUGCUCGAAGAUGUGUUGAAUCUUGCUAUCACAGAUAAAGAUUCUGAUGUGAGAUGUGAUGUUCUCUAUCUAUUGAAUGAUAGAUUUGAUUGUUAUCUGGCACAGCCUGAGAAUCUCUCCACUCUAUUCAUUGCUAAUCAUGAUGAGGUGUUUGAAGUUCGAGAAGCAGCGGUACGAACUAUUGGAAGAUUGGCCGAACAUAAUCCAGCAUAUGUCAUGCCAUUUUUGAGGAAAACCUUAAUUGAACUAUUAUCCGAACUUCAGCAUAGUGGUGUUGGAAGAAAUAAACUUCAGUCAUCAAGAUUACUUGGUCAUCUCGCUUGUACUGCUCCAUUACUGAUACGACCUUACGUUCACACGACUAUGCAAGCUUUGAUAGAAGAAUUGAAAGUUAAUGAGUCAAAUUCUGCAGUGAUAGUUGGUGUUAUGCAGACUGUUGGUGAUUUUGCUGAAGUUGGAGGAUCUGACAUCGGAGUCAAUUCUGUCAUUGAUCAACUUAUGCCAAUUAUAUUAGAAAUGUUGCAAGCAUUGUCAAAUUAUGCAAAGAGAGAAGUCGCUCUUGUUACACUUGGAAAACUGGUUCAAAGCACAGGAUAUGUUGUUGAUCCGUAUCAAAAAUAUCCAAAGUUACUUGAUAUUUUGCUAACGUUUUUAAAAACUGAACAAUCAUUAACUUUUCGCAAGGAGGUUAUCAAAGUACUUGGUCUGAUUGGAGCAUUGGAUCCUUUCAAACAUAAAGUCAAUCAGGGUGAAAUAAAUCUGACUGAAACGGAUGUCGUAACAAUGCCUGAACAUAAGGACAUAGAACAAGAUGGUGGUACUAGUGAGAUGUUGAUUACACUUGGAACUUCAUCUGAAGAAUUUUAUCUUGCUGUUGCCGUCACAACAUUAAUGAGAGUUUUGAAAGAUCCACUGCUUUCGACGCAUCAUAUGGAUGUCAUACAGGCAAUUGACUACAUGUUCAAAUCUCUUGGAGUGAAGUGUGUUUCAUAUCUUCCACAAAUUAUCCCAACAUACUUGGCUACGAUACGAUCAUGUGAUCCCAAUAUAAGAGAGUUUCUCUUCAAGAAUCUAGGAAUCAUUGUCUUCACUGUUAAACAACAUGUUCGAAAUUUUAUGGAUGAAAUUUUUGAUGUCAUCAAGGAGUAUUGGACAGUUGGGAGUCCGAUGCAAGGAACAUUAAUUUUGCUGACGGAACAAAUAGCUUCUGCUCUCGCUGCUGAUUUUAAAAUAUAUUUGCCACAAGUUGUUCCUCAUGCAUUAAAAGUAUUUAUUCAUGAUGAUAGUCUUGGAAAGAGUGUUACUUUAAAGAUGCUUCAUGCUCUUCAAGUAUUCAGCACGAACCUUGAUACUUUCAUUCAUUUAUUCCUUCCCCCUGUUAUUCGACUUCUGGAUUCUGCAGAAUCUCCCGUCAAUAUACGAAGAGCUGCAAUUGAAACAAUUCAAAUAUGGUCAGAAUGUGUUGAUCUCAGAGAACAUAUGUCUCAGCUUGUUCUACCUAUUUCUCGUGUCAUCAGCUCGAUACCUGAUCUCAGACCUCCUUCAAUGGAUGCACUUGCUGCCCUCGUGUGUCAGUUCGGUACCAAAUUUGCUGUGUUUGUACCGAUGAUCAAUAAUUUGAUUGAAAAACACAAAAUUCUUCAUUCGGAAUAUGAUAAGAUGGUGUCGAAAGUGAUGCUUGCUCAAGAUGAACUGGACAGUGGAAUAUUUUUAUGGACUGGUCAUCCCAAGUCUCAAGAAAACUCUUCAUUGAGUGGUGUUGCUGAAGUCAGUGUCACAAAAAAAGUUCAUGUCAGCACUCAAAAUUUACAAAAGGCGUGGAAAAUAGUUCGUCGAGUUUCAAAAGAUGAUUGGUUAGAAUGGUUACGUCGUCUGAGUGUUGAAUUAUUAAAAGAAUCUCCGUCAUCUGCAUUAAAAGCGUGUGGAGCUCUCGCUAACUCAUAUGCUCCUCUUGCACGUGCACUGUUCAAUGCUGCUUUCUUAUCUUGCUGGUCUGAGUUGAAUGAAAUGCAACAAGAUGAAUUAGUUCUCGCAAUAGAAACCGCACUUCAUGCUCCAGAUGUACCAGCAGAAGUUACUCACACUCUCCUAAAUCUUGCCGAGUUUAUGGAACAUACUGAAAAGGGUCCUUUACCUUUGAGAGAUGAUAAUGGGAUUAAACUGCUUGGCGAAACAGCAACAAAAUGUCGAGCAUUUGCAAAAGCUCUGCAUUAUAAAGAAUUAGAAUUUCAUAAGGAUCCAGGCACUGCUGCAAUUGGUGAUCUCAUCAAUAUAAACAGCAAGCUUGGCCAAGCAGAUGCAGCUGAUGGUGUCUUGUUAUAUCAUGAGAAAAAUGUAUCCGGGAAUCAACAAUCUCCAACAACUACUUCCUACACUUUUAAAGCCACUAGUAAAAUACAAGGUGAGAUUGGUAUGGAUGUUACAUGGUAUGAAAGAUUACAUAAAUGGGAAGAAGCAAAGCAAGCAUAUUCGUACAACAUAUCAGUUGUUCAGACUCCCGUUGUUGAGAUGAGUCAGGCAGAGACUGAAAAAUUGCAUGAUAAAAUGGUUGAGAAUAAACUUGGUUAUAUGAGAUGUCUGGAAGCUCUUGGACAAUGGGAUGACCUCCACUCAUUUGCUGAAGGUGAAUGGGAACAAAAUUCUGACGAAACUUACCAGAGAAGAAUGGCUAGAUUGGCAGUCGCAGCAUCAUGGGGUUUAGGAAAAUGGGAAAGCAUGGAUGAAUAUACUUGUAUGAUACCAAGAGAACAAUACGAUGGACCUUUUUAUCGUGCAGUUAUGGCUUUGCAUCAAAAUCAUUUUGUUCAGGCUAAGGAGUGUAUCGAUGAAGCUCGUGAAAUAUUAGACAGUGAAUUAACUGCUCUUGCUGGUGAAUCAUACAAUCGUGCAUAUUCUGCUCUCGUCAAUUGUCAAAUGUUAGCAGAAUUAGAAGAAGUUAUUUAUUACAAACUUGUACCUGAACGACGUCCGCUUAUCAAACAAGCCUGGUGGGAUAGAUUACAGGGAUGUGAGAGAAAUCUUGAAGAUUGGCAGAGGAUUAUUCAAGUUCGUUCAUUAGUAAUAUCACCCCAUGAUGACAUGAGAACCUGGUUGAAGUUUGCAAGUUUAUGCACCAAGAAUGGAAGAGAGGGUCUUGCGAAGAAAGUCCUGAUCAAACUUCUUGAAAUGGAUCCAAGUGCAAAUCCUAAUGUUCCAUUACCAACUACAUAUCCAUAUGUCUCAUUUGCAUAUAUGAAGCAUAUGUGGAAACAAGGAAAACAGACCGAAGCUUUCACUAACAUGCAGCAGUUUGUCAGCAGUAUUCAAACUGUUCCUCAGACUUUAAACGACGAACAAAAAAGCGAACUAAAGCACUUAUUAUCAAGAUGUUUCCUCAAACUCGGACAUUGGCAGAAAUCAUUGUAUGGAAUAAACGAAGAUCAAAUCCAUCAGAUCAUUAAAUAUCAUAGACUUGCAACUGAACAUGAUAGAAUUUGGUAUAAAGCUUGGCAUUCAUGGGCAGUUGUGAAUUUUGAAUGUGUUCAAUUUUAUAAAAAUAAAGUGGAUCAACCGACUGAUCAAAAAAUGCAAGAAAAUAAGAAAACUCCAGUUUCACCAGUUCAAGAAGAAGAAGAUUCUGAUGAAGAUUCAGAGAGUUCAGGAGGAAUAGAGUUUGACAUCAGUUCUGUACCAACCAAGGAAGAUUAUCAUGCGAGACUUCUUCAAUAUGCAAUUCCUUCUGUUCGAGGAUUUUUUAGAUCUAUUGCAUUGUCUGCUGGAAACUCAUUACAAGACACCCUUCGAGUCUUGACUUUGUGGUUUGAUUACGGUGACAAACAGAAAAUCUACGAAGCUGUUGUGGAAGAUAUUGAGACGAUACAGAUUGAAAACUGGCUCCAGGUCAUACCUCAACUGAUUGCGAGAAUCGAUACUCCUAGAAACUUGGUUGCAAGACCUGUUCAUCAGCUAUUGAAUGAUAUUGGAAAGCAUCACCCUCAAGCAUUGAUUUAUCCACUGACUGUUGCAUCAAAAUCCACUGCACAAUCAAGACAAAAAGCAGCCAAUACCAUUCUGGCAAAAAUGUGUGAACAUUCGGAUACGUUGGUAAAGCAAGCAAUCAUGGUGUCAGAUGAACUCAUUAGAGUUGCUAUAUUAUGGCACGAGUUGUGGCACGAAGGUUUAGAAGAAGCAUCAAGAUUAUAUUUUGGGGAAAGAGAUGUAGCAUCGAUGCUCGCUACACUGGAACCUUUGCACGGAUUGUUAGAACGUGGACCUCAGACAUUAAAGGAAAUCAGUUUUAACCAGGCAUAUGGUCGAGAUCUUCUUGAAGCGCAAGAUUGGUGUAGAAAAUAUACAUUAUCAAAUAAUAUAAAGGAUUUAAAUCAAGCGUGGGAUCUAUAUUAUCAUGUAUUCAGAAGAAUUACAAAACAACUGCCACAACUUACCACCUUAGAGUUGCAAUAUGUUUCUCCAAAGUUGAUGAUUUGCAAUGAUCUUGAACUUGCCGUACCAGGAACAUAUAAUCCUAGGCAAAGUGUUGUCAGAAUCAAAUCUAUCAACUCUACGUUACAAGUGAUCACAUCAAAGCAAAGGCCAAGAAAGCUCUGCAUAUUAGGAAGCAAUGGUAAAGAAUAUACAUUCUUACUGAAAGGACAUGAAGAUCUUCGACAGGAUGAACGUGUUAUGCAGUUGUUUGGUCUUGUUAAUACUUUACUUGCUACUGAUCGUACUUCGAGCAGAAAAAAUCUCAGCAUUCAACGUUACGCUGUCAUACCGUUAUCAACAAACUCAGGACUUAUAGGAUGGGUUCCACAUUGCGACACAUUACACGCUCUUAUUCGUGAUUACCGAGAUAAGAAGAAGAUCUUAAUUAACAUUGAGCACAGGAUUAUGUUGCGGAUGGCUCCUGACUACGAUCAUCUGACGUUAAUGCAAAAAGUCGAAGUGUUUGAGCAUGCCGUCAACAAUACUGCAGGCGACGAUCUUGCGAAAUUACUGUGGCUGAAAAGUCCAAGUUCUGAGAUAUGGUUCGACAGACGAACGAAUUACACUCGGUCAUUGGCAGUCAUGUCAAUGGUAGGUCACGUACUUGGGCUCGGUGAUCGUCAUCCCAGUAAUUUGAUGUUGGAUCGGGUUAGCGGAAAAGUACUUCACAUUGAUUUUGGAGAUUGUUUUGAGGUUGCUAUGGCGAGAGAAAAGUUCCCAGAGAAAAUUCCUUUCAGAUUGACAAGAAUGUUAACAAACGCUAUGGAGGUUACUGGAAUAGAGGGAAACUAUCGAAACACAUGUCACGUCGUUAUGUCCGUGCUGCGUCAGCACCGAGAAAGCGUAAUGACGGUAUUAGAGGCUUUCGUGUAUGAUCCUCUGUUGAACUGGAGACUUGUGGAAAAUGUCGGAGAAAAGAAUGGGCGAGUUGCCGAUGUUCCGGCAGCGCAACAAACCGACAAUAUGGUUCCCAACGGAAUGAACGGUGCCGGUGACAUUCGUCAACACGAACAGAUGUUUGAACAUCCUCCAAAGAUUUCAGGGAGUGAAGGCGAAACGGUGAUUCCUGAAGUCUUGAACAAAAAAGCUGUCGCUAUAAUUAACCGAGUACGAGACAAAUUAACUGGUUGUGAUUUUGCAAACGAGGUUUCUUCUUUGGAUGUACCAACGCAGGUUGAACUUUUGAUACAGCAAGCUACGUCUCAUGAAAAUUUGUGUCAGUGUUAUAUCGGAUGGUGCCCAUUUUGGUAAUGUCGUCGUGAUCAUAACGAAGACGAAUUUAUAUAGCAAGACAUUGUCUAUGCUGAUAACAUCAUAUCCGGAAAUUGCUCAUUCCAUCUCGUCUACCAAUUUCAGAGCCCGCUACGAGGACCCCGCUGGCACAAAAUCAAUUAUUAUAACUGAUAGUUGGUGCAUAAUAACCAAACAUUUUGCUGGCCAAACAUGCAUUAAAAGCGUUGCCAGCUGUGUCCAGUUCCACUCGUUAGUUGAAUUCCGGUACUGAAUAUUGAACUAGUUUCAAAUCAAGUGCCACAUUUAAAAAUGUACAAUCAUGUUUAAAAAUGAAAUUGAAUUGUGUAAUGAGCGUUAAGCGAAUACACUUUGUAUUAAUGAAGUUGGAAAAUAUUGAAAACAAUCAUAUAUUGCGAACGGUUUUCAAGGCGAAUGAAUGCUAGGGAUAUUUCAAACUGGUUUGUAUCUUGCUCUAGUUGUGAGAAAAACUUCGUGUUAAUUACGUUGUCAUUUUGUGGAAACUCAACUUCAACAUAUAAAAUUUAACAAAAAUAAAUAAUUGUAUUUGUGCGUGAACUGGAGUUAAAUUGUGGCCUGGACUUCAACAACUAUUUCAUUUUUAUGCCAUUGGGUAUUGUGUAUUUCCGAAUAUUUAAUAAAAUUCUAGUAAUUUAUAACUUUGCUCUGUCAAGUUGCUUGUGGUUUUCCGUCUAAAUAGAUGGCUGGCGAGGAUCUAUGCACGUAUCCGGGAGUUAUAAUUUAAGUAUGGUGAAGCACAUUCUUGAGUCACAUGAGCAGAGCUGGAUAAGUUUAGGAAAACUGUAAAGUUAAUAGUUUUAUUUUUGAGCAAAAACGUGUUUUCACAGGCCGACUUGAAAAGUCGAAGAAUUUGUGGUUAUAUAAAACUCCCUUCGAUAUUUCGCACUUGCGGAGGAAUCUUAUACACGAUAAAAUAGAAUAGUUUUUUCGGAAUCAUUUCCGUUACUUUUAUCGCGUUAGCGCCUUUCAUGUGAGGGGAAGUUGAGAUAAAAGAUGUGGAAAUGCUGGAUAUCGCUAACCUUAAAGCGAUAGCGUGCUGAUAUCGUUUUCUAUUUUGAAAUGUCACCCGCAGUGUGAUUUCUCGCUAUGCAUCGUAUUUUCUUGCUUCAGAUUGCCUACCUGUAGUUAUUUUUAUCGCUCCUCAGCAUAUAUCGCCCAUUACGUGAAAACUACUAGCGUUCUAUUGUUAAUGAAUUGGCUUUUUGAAACAACAUAGGGUUUUUGCACCCCGAUCGGAUAUUUUUAUUCUACCGACGCUGAAGCACUCAAAUAUCCUUUGGUAUUGAAAGAUAAAAAUAUAACCUGCUCUUUGCAACUCGGGUGUUGGCAAGAAAAUCCUGUUUUCUAAUUAAGUUUGAUAAAUUGCUCCUGAAGUCACGUUUCAUUGAAUAAAAACAUGUUGAUACGCGAUAUGAUUCAGUUUUGGAAAAAACACAACGAAGUUGAACUCGAUCGCGGGCUUGAGAAACGCACAAGCGCACGUACAGCUGAGAUAUUGACAUUCUGUUUAGUUGCUAUUUCCAAACCACCAACUCGAUUCAUCGAGCGGUGACGUGAUGUACAGAAGGCGACCAACUUGUUCCACCAUGCUAUAUACUGACAAAAUGAGAUAGUGGGCGAUAUUAUUUAUGUCUGAUCCACUGGUCACAAAAUAAAGACGAGUUCACUUUUUUAUAUCCAUUUAUCAUAUUUGGUUUCAAUUAUGUUGAAAACUAGAAAUUUAGUUUUAAUGGCCAAACUUGGUCGAGCGCUUUCAGCACGUCUUAAUUACUUCUGUAUCGCUCUCGUGCUACAAGUGUGCAAAUUCGAAACACCUAAAACGCUCCUGUUUUUGUUUGAACGCUGGACACGAUGAAUCUUGCCGAAAAGCAGAGUCCAAAACAUUAAGAUACUCUUGUCAACGCAGGUACGUCGAGAAGAGUUUCAGGUCUCAAUUCGGAAAAGUACAGACAAUAAAGAUAGAACGUUCGAUUGUUUACUUUCUUUCACCAGUUAUUUGGAGCGACAAAUAUUAGUCUCUUCUCGUUCUCUCUCGUCGUUCGUGCGUCGACGCAUUCUCCUUUGUUUCUUUUAUUUAAUCAGCCGGUUUGCAGUUCAGUAUAUAAACCAUCUCUCGCAUCCUUCGCCGGUUCAGUCGUCCAUUUGAAAGCUGGUGCUCUGUCUCGUUGGAAAAACGUUUUCAUUGUGGUCAAAUAAGGUGAAGUUGAAUCGCGAAGUAUUUUAGUAGCCUGAUUGGUAACGGUACCGUUAUUGUCAUUUUACGAAAUCAUAUAACUCCUCGGAUAGCGAGAUUGUCUCAGUGUUGCACUCCGUUCAGACUAAUUUAAAGCAAUCGACAAUACCGGUACACUAAUAAUAGUUUAUUCAUAUGUUGUACAGUAAUUAGAGCAGGGAAAUAAAUCAGUACUUAUAUCUGCAUAUACUUGGUACAGGGUAAUUUGUGUAUGUGUAUAAAUUAUAUCGGUCCGCUCUAGAUCUAUUUUUUCAACAUAUCACUUACUUGCACGUUUCUGCGUUUCCUGAUCGUUGGUGUGAAUGCUUGUUUUACUGUUUUAUAAAUAACGAUUAACGAGUAAUAUUCACGGUGAACAUACUUUUUGUAUUGUGUUUAGUGCUUAACUUCACUGCUAUAUUUGUCGGUGAAUCAUACUCUGAAGACUUGAAAUGGCUUCCAGCGAGACUAUUUCGAAGAACGAAACUUCUCUUCGCGAAAUGAUUUCGUCUUUCGUUCGCAAACCCACAAAGCAACAACGUAGAAAGCAAAUUACAGAAGCGGAGGCGCGCAAAAAUCGUUGCACAAGGAAAACAACUAACAUUGAUUCGUUUUGCGACUGUGGACAUAGUGAUGUUGGAUUUUGGGACAACGACAUUUCAACUGACUCAUUUUUAGAACUUUCUUCCGAUGUAUUACCAGUAGAAAUAGACAGCAUGGAAAAUGGUACAUACGACGGGAUUUUAGUAGAAAACGGGAAUCUUUGGAAAGAUGAAGUUCGACGAAAAUGUUCGAUAUUAACGAAGAAUUUAGAAGAAAAAUUGAAAUCAUCAGCUUCAGAACAUGGUCUUGCGUUAAAGUUUCCCAUUGAUCUUCCUCAUCGCCUAGCCAACAAAAUCGUUGACACUGCUUCAUCGGAACCAUGCGGUUUACGCGGCUGCUGUGUCAACUUACGCCUGCUUCAUGAGGACAUUGCUGGCGUGUUGAUGACAUCACAAGUAGGAGAGGGCCCAGUGUUUUCUGACGCACGAUUAGAAAAAUGUGCAAGCUGGCCGGAGGAGCCGCGAAAAAAGACAAAUACCCACUUGAGUAAUGCUGAGCGACCCGAAUUGGAUUUUAGACUUCUGCCGGAUAUGGAUGCUACUUUGACAGAGCGUUUUUCACCGGAUUUUAGUACGGACAGUGGGUUUGCUGAUUCAGCGGAAUUCAGACGGCCCAUGCACCGACGUCUUCAACACUCUCUAUCAUCAUCUGCGAUUCCAAUAUUGCCAAGUUUAUCAGCAGCUUCGAGGCUGCAGGUGGCUUGUGCGGACUUGGGUUGUUUAGAUUUAUGCGACUCUGAUUCGGUUCCAACGUUCGAGUUGUAUAUUUACCUUGCUCCUGUCACAUCUUGGUCAUGGUGGGUUCGAAAAUUAUUUUCUUCCUCCCUAAAAGCAGGUAGAGGAGAUUGUGACGCGCACAGAAAUAAACCUAACUCUAAUCAAAAAAACCUAAAAUCACUUAACCUGAUGCCGGAUUUUACAUUAGUCAAACGAAAACUAUAUAGAACACGUUCGAAUUCACUCGAGGUGAUUCGAUGUCCACUUCCUAAAUGAUUUCUUUAUCUUCCCCCUUCUGGUUCAGAAUAAGUCACAUCGUGGUAAUAUUAGUUAUAACUUACAAAUAUUUCACCUGGACUUGACGCAGACUUACUAUCUGUAUAAUACUUGUUGCCCAAAAUCUUCAAACAGUGUGCAUGGAUUUUUUGUUUGCAGUUUUUUUUCAAUAAGAGUCUUUAGUUUCUAUUUUCUAUCUUCACACUUUCUGUACCAUUAAGAAUUUUAGCAAUUAUAUGCUUAGUUUCCACUAUGAAGUGGCGGAUAUUCAAAUUCCAAAUACUAGCAUCAGAGGAUGUGUUAUUUGAGAAACACUGUCAAAAUAACUUCUUGAAUUACUAACAGUUUUGACCAAUUUUCGGUUCCAGAAUAAAACGUUUUGUUUUCUGUAAUCAUCAGUUAGAAGCCACUGUCGAAAUUGUUCCGAUUAAAAUUUUAAUUCUAGUGGCUUGUACUAAAUACGUAAACGUUGUACCAAUUUAUGAGAGAUUGUGAUGACAAAUAUCAUAUUCAAAGUGUCCGAUAUAUGCUGAUUUCAGCCAUCACUUCAUAUGGUGUUUAUUAAUUCUCAAAUCUGCUGGUACUUGACUGGCAUGGUUCAUGCUUUAAUUAAAGUUUCUACAUAAAACUUGUUUUCUUGCCGAUGUAAUAUUGAGCUGCCGUUUUUAUUCCACAAUAUGGUUUAUUUGUGCUGAAUAAAUAUUCUACAGAAUAUA